This is a messenger RNA of Notothenia coriiceps (black rockcod), 1845 nucleotides long. Its product is annotated as myotilin-like. The transcript has 12 exons. Gene Ontology annotation, molecular function: cell-cell adhesion mediator activity. Lineage: Eukaryota; Metazoa; Chordata; Actinopteri; Perciformes; Nototheniidae. The record is from RefSeq and is a predicted model, not a curated record. The coding region runs from base 27 to 1844 and encodes 605 amino acids. Gene Ontology annotation, biological process: homophilic cell-cell adhesion; axon guidance; dendrite self-avoidance. Gene Ontology annotation, cellular component: cytoskeleton; axon; plasma membrane.
UCUCCCCCUCCAGCCCUCUCCUCCCUAUGAGGGCCUCCUCCUUUCCAUCUCCCCUCCCUCAGCAGCAUCUCCCAGUGUCACCUUCCCUCCCUCGCUCCCCUCUCUCUCCCUCCUCCCCCUCAUCUUUCCCGCAACCCAACACUCCCAACGGUCAGAGCAGAGUCCCCCCCGCUGUGGUCUCCCUGCCCGCCAGCUACAAGGCAGCACCAAGCAUCCUUCCAAAGCCCAUCCUGAAGAAGGCUGUGGCUCCGCGGCCCUCUUCCUCUCGCUCCACUGAUGAUGACAUCCAGGGCUCCAAAGACGCCCUCAUCCAGGAUCUGGAGAAGAAGCUGCGCUCCAAGGAGGCCAGAAGGAGAGGCAGCCAGAAACUGUCCUAUGAGGAGCGUAUGGCUCGGAGGCUGCUUGGUCCAGACAACGCCAACUACACGUUUGACCAAGACAGUCUCUCAGACUCACAACUCGACCAGCCAGAAGCACCAGAAGGAAGACACACAGGAGGAUUAUGGGGGAGGCGCCACACAGGGACGGAUGAGAGGGGGAAUGAGGGCUCAGCUAUCCAGGAGAAGUCGUACGCUCCUCGCUUCCUGCAGAUCCCUCCAGACCUCACUGUGGAGGAGGGGCGCUUCUGUAGGAUCGACUUCAAGGUGGGAGGCCUCCCUACUCCAGACGUGUGCUGGUACCUGGACGGUAAAGCCAUUCGCCCGGACGACUACCACAAGAUGUUGGUGUGUGAGAAAGGGAUGCACUCCUUCAUCAUAGAGAUCGUCACCGUGCACCACGCCGGGGUGUACGAGUGUGAGGCCAGGAACCGAGCGGGGGAGAGCAGAUUCACCAUGAGGCUCGAUGUAUUAGCCCAGGAGGCUCUCCGCGCCCCCACCUUUGUCCAGAAGAUGUUGAACUCCAGAGUUCUGGAGGGAGACACCGUGAGGUUAGAGUGCAAAGUGGAUGCUUCCCCCCCUCCACAGCUCCACUGGAAGAAAGAUAAAGACAUGCUGCGGAUCGACCCAAACAGAAUGAGUCUGUAUGAGGACGGGUCGGGCCGGCAGUGCUUGUUGAUAGAGAGGCUGAUGAAGUCUGACGCCGGCUGGUACACCCUCUCUGCCAUCAACGAAGCCGGCAUGUCCACAUGCAACGCCAGGCUGGACGUCGGCAGUAAGUCCUCCCUGCGUUCCUCUUUCUGUGCAAACUUGCUCCUAAAGGCCCAUCUCAGCUCUGGGGAGGAGUCCACCUUCCUCAGCUUCCUGAAAGGAGACCUGAUCCUGUUGGACCAGGACAGUGGAGAGCAGGUCCUCAACUCUGGUUGGGCUCACGGUGUCAACGGACGGACCAAUCAGAAAGGAGAUUUCCCAGCUGACUGUGUCUAUGUCCUGCCAUGUAUGACCCGACCGCAGCAGGAAAUAGUGGCGCUGGUAACCAUGACACCGGACCAGCGACAGGAGUCAGUUCGGGUCUCACAGAUCCUCAUGCCGGAGAGCGACGACAGAAUGAAACCCUACACACUGGAGGAGUUCUCCUACGACUACUUCAGGCCCCCUCCCAAACACACCCUGAGCAGGGUGAUGGUCACCAAGAAUCGGGGGAAGGACAAGAUGUGGAGCUGCACCAGAGAGCCUCUGAAGCUGCCGCUGCUGAAGAAGGUGGUGAACCACGAGGAGCUGGCCCAGGACGCCUGUAUGGCCUUCAUAGCUAUGAUGAAGUACAUGGGCGACUACCCGUCCAAACGCUCGCGCUCCGUCAACGAGCUGACAGACCAGAUCUUUGAGGGGGCGCUGAAGGCGGAGCCUCUGAAGGACGAGAUCUACUGUCAGAUCAUCAAACAGCUCACCGACAACCACGUCAAGUGAG